AUUGUGGUGUAUGCUCCUACUAUAAGAGGCGCCGGACCCCCCAGUCGUAGCGAGUGCCCCGAGCCGCUUCUCCAGCCUGUUUGCUGAGGUACUUCCGUAACAAGUGGCCACCAUGGAGACAUACUCGCUGCUGCGUACGGUGCCGGUUUUCGCAGACGCGCGUCGGCGCGUGAGCAAGUCCUACCACAGCCUGAAACACGUGCACAGCUCGCUGCGACUCAGCCUGCAGCUUGUAGAAGUCUUCUUUCAGCUGGUGCUCCUCUUCUCGUGGCCGCUCAUCAUACUCUGCUACAUCCCCAUAGUCGUCACGGAUCGGGUUCUCCACCACCUCCUGGCCUCUCUAAUCGAAUGGUUUCCUGCUAUUAUGUGGCCCGCAGCUGACGUAUACAAAGCUCUGACAGACUUCGUCCUGUCCUUCACGCUUGGUCGCGUCAUCGUGUUCUUCCUACUUCUCAUCUAUUACAUCGUAACCUUUGUGGUCGAAUGCUUAAAAGUGCCAUUAAACGUCAUUCUGUUUUUCCUUUCGGCGGUUAGUGAAGAGACUGCCAAACCGUUCGAGGGGCUGCGGCACUCGCCUCACGCCCACCAUUCUCACUCCAGCACACACCCCUACGGCGACGUCUACAGCCCGGACAUGCCCUGGCUGUCGACUACACCCACGCCUCCGCCAGUGCCUCCACGCACCGUCGUGCUGCCGGGGGCGCAGCGAGGCCCCGUCCGCGUCGUAGAGGCGGUCGCCAGAGAGGUGUCCAUCCAAGACGUGGGACCUGGUCGUCAGCUGCGAGAGCCUCUGGUGCUGCGUCCUCGCCCAAAGCCAAUGAGGCUGGUGGUCCCCGCGGAGCGGCCGCUGCAGUGCGUCGCUCAGUAGCCUACUGGCGGCUCGCCGCCGGCUCCCAGCUCACAACACAAAUCGUUGGCGGCAGUGUCACCAGCAGAACGAGAAUUGCAGCACUUCACCGACGCACAUAGGCUUACCGAAUCGACGCAUUAUCCGUUCCGCAAGAUGUAGAAACAUUCUUAGUGCACUCCCGAUGAGAGUUGAUGCGACGCUCUUUGCUUAGAGCGUACUGCAGUGGGCAUUACUCCUGGGCUUUGCUUCACCGGAAAGCCUGAUGGAAACUCUCACAGAGGGAUAAGAGGCGUGUCUACAAAAAAGAUAAGGUUCAAAGCCCGCACGUUCUCAUCCCGAGGCUGGAUGUGCGGUACAGGUCUCUCGCGUAGACUGGACCACUUCUAAGUAAGCGAUACUGCCGCGGGAACAGCUCGCAGACUAAGCCGCAAGACCAGGAGUCACUCGACAUUCUUUCAUACAUCAGCAUCUCAUCACCAGUUCUAAACAACAAAGUAGCGUUCGCAGCAGUGAUUGAUAUUUUAAUUUGUGUCGUCAGUUUGCAAUCUAAUGUCCAUAUGUGUAAAUACUUAACAGUAAAUUUAAAGCUGUAUUUGUUCGGUUGCUUAGAUAUAUAAAUGGUAAGCAUGUUUUAUUGUAGAUUCAAAUAAAGGCAUGAUUUUAUUACAUAAAA
Molecule: messenger RNA, 1523 nt
Organism: Schistocerca gregaria
Lineage: Eukaryota; Metazoa; Arthropoda; Insecta; Orthoptera; Acrididae
Exons: 5
Coding region: 113-868 (251 amino acids)
Source: RefSeq, a predicted model, not a curated record